AUGAAGUCAAUCGCUCUUUCAUCCCUCUCCCUCCUCCCAUGCGCGCUUGCGCAGACGGUAUACCUCGCUGGUGACUCCACGAUGGCUACUACUACUAGUGGAUGGGGCGACUUCAUCGCAUCAAGCCUCUCAAUCACCGUCGCCAACCACGCCAUCGGCGGCCGCAGCGCCCGCUCCUUCACCCGCGAAGGCCGCUUCAAAGAGAUCGCCGACCUCCUCCAAGCAGGCGACUACGUCGUGAUUGAGUUCGGGCAUAACGACGGCGGCUCCCUCUCAACAGACAACGGCCGCACCGACUGCCCCGGCACGGGCGACGAGACCUGCGAGACUGUGUACAACGGCGUCGCGGAGACGGUGCUCACGUUCCCCGCGUACCUCGAGAACGCGGCGGCGCUGUUCCUGGAGAAGGGGGCGCACGUUCUCAUCUCGAGCCAGACGCCGAAUAACCCGUGGGAGACGGGCGAGUUUGCGUACUCGCCGUCGAGGUUUGUCGAGUAUGCGAGGCUUGCGGCGGAGGUUGCGGGGGUUGAGUAUGUGGACCAUGGAGCGUAUACGGCGAGUAUCUAUGAGCAGUUGGGGCUGGAGGCUGUUAAUGCGUUUUACCCGAAUGAUCAUACGCAUACAAAUGCGGAGGGGGCGCAGGUUGUUGCGGAUGCGUUUUUGAAGGCGGUAGUUUGCGGCGGCGUUGGGUUGGCUGAUGUUUUGACGACGACCGAGUUUGAUGGAGUGUGCUUGGAGGAUGCUGCUGCGAUUACGACGGAGGCUGCAGCAGCGGCAGAGACCGCGUCGACGGGGCAGACAAAGUGCAAGCGGUCGAGACGGUCAAGGAAGUAG
Aspergillus calidoustus is the source of this 834-nucleotide messenger RNA. The record is from the annotation of a GenBank genome assembly. Lineage: Eukaryota; Fungi; Ascomycota; Eurotiomycetes; Eurotiales; Aspergillaceae.